Camelus dromedarius (Arabian camel) is the source of this 3515-nucleotide messenger RNA. It is a transcript of the gene ZBTB7A, whose product is annotated as zinc finger and BTB domain containing 7A. The transcript has 3 exons. The coding region runs from base 440 to 2284 and encodes 614 amino acids. The record is from RefSeq and is a predicted model, not a curated record. NCBI's taxonomy places the organism in Eukaryota, Metazoa, Chordata, Mammalia, Artiodactyla, Camelidae. Gene Ontology annotation, molecular function: RNA polymerase II cis-regulatory region sequence-specific DNA binding; protein binding; DNA-binding transcription factor activity, RNA polymerase II-specific. Gene Ontology annotation, biological process: regulation of transcription by RNA polymerase II.
GUGGGGGUGGGGCUUCCUGGAGGAGAGAAGUUUCGUUGGCUAGUCAUUAGAGGAAACCGCCACGUGUGGGGCCACCUACUAGGUGUCAGGUGCCAGCAGGGCCUCAUAAAGCGAGGAAGGGAGCCACAAGCCUCUCAUGGUUAGAAGAUGCCAUGGCGCACAGUGGGUGCUCGUAAUCGGUGCUUUUUAUUGCCGGGACCCUACCUGAUUUCCCUCCCCCACCUCGCACCUUUUGGGGGGGCCCUGAGAAGCCCCGGUGGGGGCAGUGGCCCGACGUGGCAGGCAGGUGGCAUGUGUUCCUGGAGAGAGGGCUGGGUCAGAUGUCUGCAGGACCAUUUUAGUUUCCAGAGGGAGGGAAGAGGCUGUGGCUUGCUGGGAGGUGUCAGGUGGGGAGGGCAGGGGCCAGCCUCUUGCCUGUAUCAGCUCCUGGGUCAGCCCUAUGGAUCAGCCUUGCUGGGCGCCCUUGGCCCAGAUUCCAGCUUCUCUGGUGUUCUCGUCUGUCUCGGCGCGGAAGAUGGCCGGCGGCGUGGACGGCCCCAUCGGGAUCCCGUUCCCCGACCACAGCAGUGACAUCCUGAGCGGACUCAACGAGCAGAGGACGCAGGGCCUGCUGUGCGACGUGGUAAUUCUGGUGGAGGGCCGCGAGUUCCCCACACACCGCUCGGUGCUGGCUGCCUGCAGCCAGUACUUCAAGAAGCUGUUCACGUCGGGCGCCGUGGUGGACCAGCAGAACGUGUACGAGAUCGACUUUGUCAGUGCCGAGGCGCUCACGGCCCUCAUGGAUUUCGCCUACACGGCCACGCUGACCGUCAGCACGGCCAACGUGGGCGACAUCCUCAGCGCCGCCCGCCUACUUGAGAUCCCUGCCGUGAGCCACGUCUGCGCCGACCUCCUCGAUCGGCAGAUCCUGGCGGCUGACGCGGGCGCCGACGCUGGGCAGCUGGACCUCGUAGAUCAAAUUGAUCAACGAAACCUCCUUCGCGCCAAGGAGUACCUCGAGUUCUUCCAGAGCAACCCCAUGAAUAGCCUGCCUGCCGCCGCUGCUGCCGCCGCUGCCACAUUCCCGUGGUCUGCCUUUGGCACAUCUGAUGAUGACCUGGAUGCCACCAAGGAGGCUGUGGCUGCUGCAGUGGCUGCUGUGGCUGCUGGCGACUGCAACGGCUUGGACUUCUACGGGCCGGGCCCCCCGGCUGAGCGGCCCCCAGCUGGGGAUGGGGAUGAGGGCGACAGCAACCCGGGUCUGUGGCCAGAGCGGGACGAGGACGCCCCUGCUGGGGGUCUCUUCCCACCUCCCGUGGCCCCGCCGUCCACCGCCACGCAGAAUGGCCACUACAGCCGAGGUGGGGAGGAGGAGGCAGCCUCGCUGUCAGAGGCGGCCCCCGAGCCAGGCGACUCUCCGGGCUUCCUGUCCGGCGCGGCUGAGGGCGAGGACGGGGAUGGGGCUGACGCGGACGGGCUGGCGGCCAGCACUCUGCUGCAGCAGAUGAUGUCGUCUGUGGGCCGGGCUGGGGCAGCGACGGCAGGGGACAGCGACGAAGAGUCGAGGGCUGAUGACAAGGGCGUCGUGGACUACUACCUGAAGUACUUCAGCAGUGCCCACGAUGGCGACGUCUACCCGGCCUGGUCUCAGAAGGUGGAGAAGAAGAUCCGGGCCAAGGCCUUCCAGAAGUGCCCCAUCUGUGAGAAGGUCAUCCAGGGCGCCGGCAAGCUGCCGCGGCACAUCCGGACCCACACAGGCGAGAAGCCCUACGAGUGUAACAUCUGCAAAGUCCGAUUCACCAGGCAGGACAAGCUCAAGGUGCACAUGAGGAAGCACACGGGCGAGAAGCCGUACCUGUGCCAGCAGUGCGGGGCGGCCUUCGCGCACAACUACGACCUGAAGAACCACAUGCGCGUGCACACCGGCCUGCGCCCCUACCAGUGCGACAGCUGCUGCAAGACCUUCGUGCGCUCCGACCACCUGCACAGACACCUCAAGAAAGACGGCUGCAACGGCGUGCCCUCGCGCCGCGGCCGCAAGCCCCGCGUGCGGAGCGGGGGGCUCGGGGGGCCCGACCCCGCCCCCGCCCCGGGGGCCCCCGCGCCGCCCGGCGCCCCCGCCCCGCCCGGCUCGCCCGACGCGCGGCGCAACGGCCAGGAGAAGCACUUUAAGGACGAGGAGGAGGACGAGGACGAGGCCAGCCCCGAGGGCCUGGGCAGGUUGAAUGUAGCGGGCGCCGCAGGGGGAGGCGACGGGGGCGCCGGGGCCACCGCCGAUGGCAGCUUCGCGGCUGGACUUGCCUGAAAACCAAAAAGAGAAAACAGAAACCCGAGAGAGAGAGAGAGAGAGAGAGAGAGAGAGAAAGAGAGAGAGAGAGAGAGAGAGAAUCACCCACCACCCCCCAAAAACACAAAAAAAGAAAAUCUAUCUAUAUACAGAUAUCUAUAUCUAUAUAUAUAUAUAUAUAUAUACAGAUAUAUAUAUAUGAAGCGUCACAGAAUCUAGGGUAGUGCUUUUCUCAGAUUCUUCUCCUUCAUGCUCUCUCCCUCCACGGGGACCCUCGCCCCACCCCCACCUGCGGCCCCUCUUCCCCCCACCCCGACAAUGGCUUUCGGGGCUCGGUUUGGGGUUUUUGUGGGACACAAGGAUUCUGAGCUCCCCGGGCGCCGCCGGCUCGGGGUCUGGGGUCCCAUCCGAGGCUCGGUCAGGGCCCUGGGCCCCAGCAGGGGUGAGUGGGGCCUCGGGGGGCCGGGGACGGGAUGGGCUUUUCCUUUCCUUUCCUCGCUGGUUUCUAGAGUCUUUUAGACAAGACCUUAAAUGAUUUCUGUCCGCUGUGAGCGGACGUUAAAAUGGCCCCAUCCUCCCACCCCCACCCUCCUUCCUCAGGGCACUUCCUAAGUGGGGGUCUCCCCCUCCAUCUCCCCGCCUCCCAUUCCUUCCUGCCUGUGGUCCCCCGUAUCUCCUGGCCACUGGGACACAAAUCUAUUUAUUUCCAGGUGUGGAGAAAGGGGAGAAGACGAGGUGGGGGGGACACCAGGGAGGCUCCCCGGGGUCCCCACUGCCUUCCUUCAUGGCACUUACGACCCAGCGUGACCCUCGGGCCACCGCUCAGGGCUCCCUGCCACCCCUGUCUUCAUCCCCUGACCCCAGCCCCCCAGACCACAUGAGAUGUUUGGAGAUUCGAAACUUUUUGUCUUCACCCUCUUUCCUCCCCCAGCCCUCUCCCAAUUUUUUAAAGCACUUUUAAGGUUUUUUUUUCUCUUCCUCCUUAAAAACAAAAUUUAUAUAUAGAUAUAUAUAUAUAUAUAUGAAAUAUACUUUUCCUCAGAGGAGCAGGCAACAGUGUGGGGUGAGAGCCAAGAGGAGAGGGAACCCAGGGUCUCACGGUGGCAGGGAUGAGGGGAGAGAAUGUCCAGAAGUUCCAAUGUCACAAAAGCAAUAAAAACAAGAUUUUACAAAAUGAAAGGAAAAAAAGAAAAAAAAAAACACAAGACAACCAACCACAAAUAGAAGUCUUGGCACUUUGUAACAGAAC